Messenger RNA from Acaulospora colombiana, 576 nucleotides. The record is from the annotation of a GenBank genome assembly. NCBI's taxonomy places the organism in Eukaryota, Fungi, Glomeromycota, Glomeromycetes, Diversisporales, Acaulosporaceae.
CAAUUACUAAAUAUAUAAAGAAACAUAAACGAAGUCUUUUCAUAACGGCGGGAAUCACUGGAGGAGUAUAUCUCCUAGGAAAAUAUGCAAAGUGGAAGAUCAAUGAAUUACAGGAGAAAACGCAAGAGGAGAAGCGCGCUCGGGAGAACAUGCGACGUCGAUUUCAACAACGUCAAUCGGAUUGCACAUUUGCUAUAAUGGAUCAUCUUUCAACGAUAGCCGAUAGCUUAUUAACCGAGUUCGAUGUCGAAUCAAUCAUAGUGUACCUACAAAGAGCGAAGAAUACCACUGCCAGUGCUUCAUCAUCAAUUCAGUCAACUCCAAAUGUUUCACCUAGCACAUCGGUAGUUUUGGUAGACGAUAGCAGUGCCUCCGCGACACCAUCAUCGUCGAUGGUAUUUGUGGAAAAGGAUGCAGGAAGAAUGGCGGAAUCUAUAAACAAUAAUGAUAGUUCGAGUGGUAGUAGUGGUCAGGAUAGUGAUGAGCAAUCUCCUACAAGCACAAAUCAUUCGGCUCUGAACAAGCAGCUCGAUAAGAAAUCAAAGGUAGAAUGUUGGAACGAAGUCAAGUACAAAA